UACCCAUCAGUCAAAGUUUCCAACACCCCCAAACAGGUCGCUCGAAACGCGCUCAGCAAUUUAAAAUUCAAGUUUAUAGAUUGAAAUCGAUUUCCGCACCUAGCCACUAUGUUUAUCCGCGGGGACGUGCCGCGAAACGCCCGGGGCAAGAUCCCCCAGAUACCCAGCUCCAUGACUCCCUACGUGGCGGCGGUGAAGCGGGGCCCCUACACCAUGACGCAGCCGGUGUACAACAGCCCCAACCCCAACCUGGUGGGCUUGGAUGGCCAGGUGGAGGAGGCCAGGCCCAAGCACACCUUCAACGUGAAGAAGGAGGAGCUGGCGAACAACUACCGCCACCACCAGCGACUCAUUCCCGUGCCCACCGCCAGGCGGGGCAUGCCCCGGGCCCGAUCCCACAUGGUGAUGAACGAGCAGCGGGAGCUGUACCGCCAGCAUCGCGAUCGAAUGUCCAACAUCAAGGGCAAGGUCAACACAUAUCUGCCUCCCCCAAAGGUCCAGAUCGAGGGCAAUGGCAUGGAGCUGUCCUACAUGGAGAUGCUCACGGCCCUCUACAAGAAGAGCAACAAUACCCUGCGCACCUUCACCAAAUCCCCGGAGCGUCUGGCAGCUGGGCGCUGGCGCAAUGCCAACUUGGCCAGGCAGAAGGAGCGCCGCCAGCUGGAGAAGAAUAAGGUGUUCCACAAGGGCGGCGAGCUCUUCGAUCCCCUGGCCGGGAAGUCCAAGAAGAACCAGCCUAAGGCGUCUGGAUCCUUCAGCUGCGAGAUUCCCCUCCAUGUGCUCCAUCGAUACGAGAGCCUGAUGGACCAGUGCGACGUGGGCAUCCUGUGCAAGCUGCUGCGCCCCCAGAUCUACCUGGACUUGGAGGUGCGGGAGGUACGCAUCCAGGGCCGCCUGGUCAUCCAGCUCUUCACCGAGGCCUGUCCCCAGGUGGUGCUGGAGUUCAUGAGGAUCUGCACCCAGAACAAGAGCAGCGCCAUCGUCUUCACCCGAGCCCUGGCCCCCAUCUGGAUGGAGGGUCGUCUGGCCAUGGACAGGAGGAGGGGCUUCGAGCUGACCAACAUCGAGCACGACUUCGAGGUGCUCAACCACGGCGUGGAUGCAGGGAUCCUUUCCUUUCCCAGUCGCUAUGUGAGGGGAAAUGCCCAGACGGCGGUGAACUUCACCAUCAGCUUCAAGCCGCUGUCCAUUUUGAACGGCAGGAGGAUCGCCUUCGGGAAGGUGCGCAAGGGCAUGCAGCUGCUGGAGAGGAUUCAAGGUGCCAUCGGCCACCGGCCCAUGGGCCACAACAUGAUCGAGCUGACGGACUGCGGAGUGCUCUAAGACAGCCUUAAAUUCGCCGUAGAUUUGCUCAAGAAAAUAAAUCCCUGUCGAGUGAAAAUUAAAAUCCUUAAAAUAAAAAUAAUUUAUAUUUAAUUUUAAA
Drosophila biarmipes is the source of this 1423-nucleotide messenger RNA. RefSeq lists its product as uncharacterized. Gene Ontology annotation, molecular function: peptidyl-prolyl cis-trans isomerase activity. The coding region runs from base 109 to 1323 and encodes 404 amino acids. Lineage: Eukaryota; Metazoa; Arthropoda; Insecta; Diptera; Drosophilidae. Gene Ontology annotation, biological process: protein peptidyl-prolyl isomerization. The record is from RefSeq and is a predicted model, not a curated record. The transcript has a single exon.